AUGUGGAGAAGAGGAGCCAACCUUGAUGGAGAUGUUGCUAAUUUUAUUGAAACUGAGCGGUUGGUGGAGAUUGAAGGUUUCCAGUCCCCAUUAUUGCAGAUUCGAGGUUCAAUUCGGCUUCUUUGGGAGCAAAUUGUUGACUUGAGAUAUAAACCACAACUUAGAAUUAUUACUCAUGAGCAGACGUCAAAUGUUGUGGAGUGCCAUUUUUUUAAUCUUUCGCAAAGAUAUGGAGAGACAAUGGCAGUAGACCUAACUGAUCAACAUGGCGAUGAAGGUCAACUAAGCACGGCAUUUUCUGCUGAAAUGCAAAAUCUACCAAACGUGAGAUACGUUUCAUUUGACUUUCAUCAUGUAUGUGGUAACUCAAACUUUGAAAACCUAAAGUUGAGCAGAUUAUUCCCCGUAGAUGCGAAAGGCAAUAUACUGGAGGAGCAGAAAGGGAUUGUCAGAUCAAACUGCAUUGAUUGCCUAGAUAGAACAAAUGUUACUCAGAGUUACUUGGCCCAGAAGUCUCUAGAUGCACAGUUGCAGAGGACUGGAGUGCUGGAUUCUUUUGAAAACAUUUCUAUGUUUGCUGAAGACUAUCAAACAUUUAGAGCGUUGUGGGCGGAGCAAGGUGACGAGAUAAGCCUCGAGUAUGCAGGGACGUAUGCCCUGAAAGGGGACCUGGUUAGGAUGGCAUUCGGCAGGAUCCCUAUGGAUCUUAUCAGUGGCCGCUAUACAGUUAGAAGGGAUAUUUCACCAUCCCGGGCUGAAUCUUUUUCUGGGGAUGACAAGGAUCAGACUGUUAGGUGGCUAAACCGAACUGAAGCUGUGGACUAA
Malus domestica (apple) is the source of this 825-nucleotide messenger RNA. Lineage: Eukaryota; Viridiplantae; Streptophyta; Magnoliopsida; Rosales; Rosaceae. The record is from RefSeq and is a predicted model, not a curated record.